AUGGGUUUCAGGCAUCGUCUCGUCGCUGCAACUGCAGCAGCGACAUUGUCCACGGUCAAUGUCGCAUCUGCACAAUCAGUAGAACUCGUGAACAGAGCAACCGCAUCGGACCCUUCGUCGUUUGCUUCUCAAUCGUUUGACUAUAUCGUCGUUGGCGCUGGAACAGCCGGUUUGGCAGUUGCUUCAAAGUUGGCACAAGAUGGAAAGGCCAGAGUUGGCAUCAUCGAGGCCGGUUUGUACCUCCCGAACGACCCACUCAUCGAUGUGCCCAAAAACUUUGGCCAGAAUAAUGGCAACCCAAAAUACGACUGGCGUUUCAAUACAACCCCUCAAGCAGAGCUCUCUGGUAGAACAGUUCCUCAUCCCCGUGGAAAAGUCGUUGGAGGCUCAACUGCACUGAACUACCUCGUCUUCAAUCGAGCCUCUAAGCAAGAGUAUGAUGCAUGGGCCGAAAUUGGCAACGACGGUUGGGAUUGGAACUCUCUAACCAACUCAUUCCGAGAGGUCUCGCAUUACACCUCCAUCACGGACAACCAGACUUUCCCAAACAGUCUGGACGCCAAUAGCAUCAAUUCCCAGUCCGAACAGUAUCACGGGACUGACGGUGUGAUUCAGGUGUCGUAUAACACAUUUGAGACAGAUGUCCAGGAUCCAUAUGUCCAGGCGAUGAACUCUCUUGGCGUCUCGACCAACUCGUUGCCCGACUCUGGCAACAUCACGGGUGUCUACAAUUCUCCAACAGCUGUCGAUCGCACGACUGGAAAGCGGAGCUAUGCAGCAAGCUUCUACGUCAAGAACAUGGAUAAUGAUCACUUUGUGCUCCUUCAGGGUGCGCGUGCCACCAAAAUCGACUUUUCACCCAACAAGAAUAAGGACGGAAACGUCGUGGCUACGGGCGUCACAUUCGAUGUCAGUGGGACUAGCUACACCGUCAAAGCCGGUAAAGAGGUUAUUCUGAGCGCUGGUGUCUUCCAGUCACCACAAUUGCUCGAGUUGAGCGGUAUCGGUAACUCGACAAUCCUGCAGCGAUUUGGCAUCAACACUUUGGUCGACCUUCCUGGUGUCGGAGAAAACCUGAUGGACCAUGCCAUGUCCGCACAAAUGUGGCAGGUCAACCCUGGUGUGGUCACCUGGGACCAGCUUCGCAUCAAUACUACAUUUGCUGCGGCGGCUGCCCAACAAUAUAAUACGACACAUGAUGGCGUCCUCGCCUCAACGAUCAACACCGUUGCUUUCAGCUCGUUCCGAACCGUGGCGGACAAUGAUACGGCCUAUGGAGAUCUUCUGAAUACUCUAGAUCAGUGGAUAAACUCGACGAGCCUCACUCCUCUGCAGUCGAAGCAGUACGACAUCCAAAAACGUUGGAUAAAUGAGUCUGUCCCUGGGAUGGAGUUUGUCAUGAUUCCAUCUGGAGGCUUGACGCGUACUCGUCCUGCCAACGAUACGAGUUACAUGAUUAUCUCUGCAAUUCUUCAACACCCCUUUUCGCGCGGUAAUGUGCACAUCAACAGCAGUGACCCAAUGGAACUGCCUGCCGUGGAUCCGAAGUACCUUACUAGUCCAUUUGAUGUCGCUGCGCUUGUUCAGGGUGUACAGUUUGCCAACAAGCUCGUCUCUACGGAGCCCCUUGCCAGCCUGAUCACGACUCGUAUCGACCCGGCCACCAACUUUACUAGCGGGGCGCAUUUCGAAGGCUUGCAAUCCAUCAAGCAUCCCGUCGGCACCUGCGCUAUGGCGCCCAAGAACCUGAAUGGUGUGGUAGAUUCGAGUCUCAAGGUGUGGGGGACUGCAAACGUUCGUGUCGUCGACGCGUCGAUUGUGCCCCAGCACAUUGCGGCGCAUAUGCAAAGCACAGUUUAUGCCAUUGGAAACAAGGCUGGCGCGAUCAUCUUGUCUGGCAGUUCGACGGGCAACACGAAUGAUGCAGUACGCGGUAGACUCGGGGGAGUAGGACUGUCUGGUGCCAUUGCGAUAUUCGCGGGACUCGUUGCGUUGAUGGUUUAA
Messenger RNA from Serendipita indica DSM 11827, 2004 nucleotides. The record is from the annotation of a GenBank genome assembly. Lineage: Eukaryota; Fungi; Basidiomycota; Agaricomycetes; Sebacinales; Serendipitaceae.